This is a messenger RNA of Alosa sapidissima (American shad), 4608 nucleotides long. RefSeq names its product myocyte enhancer factor 2cb (gene mef2cb). Bases 51 to 929 code for a protein of 292 amino acids. The transcript has 4 exons. NCBI's taxonomy places the organism in Eukaryota, Metazoa, Chordata, Actinopteri, Clupeiformes, Clupeidae. The record is from RefSeq and is a predicted model, not a curated record.
GAUAUGGUAACCACCGUAACUCCCCAGGCCUGUUGGUGUCCUCCGGCGGGAUGAACAAAGGCAUGCAGGCCAAGUCCCCUCCACCCAUGAACCUGGGCAUGAACAACCGCAAGCCCGACCUGCGCGUGCUCAUCCCCCCCGGAGCCAAGAACAACAUGCCCUCCAUCAACCAGAGAAUAAACAACUCACAAUCUGCACAGUCGCUGGCCACCCCCGUUGUUUCCGUAGCGACACCCACCUUACCCGGGCAAGGGAUGGGUGGCUACCCUUCUGCCAUCUCCACUUCAUAUGAAUAUUCUCUGAGCAGCGCGGACCUGUCCUCUAUAUCAGGCUUCAACAGUGCCAACAGCAUUCACCUGGGAUCCAUGAGUGGCUGGCAGCAGCAACACCUGCAGAACAUGCAGCACUCAGCCCUCAGUCAGCUAGGAAAUUGCACUAGCACUCACUUAUGUCAGAGUUCAAAUCUCUCCCUGCCCACUGCUCAGAGCCUGCACAUCAAGUCCGAACCUGUUUCUCCUCCUAGAGAUCGCACCGGGAGCAGCACCCCUGGGGGCUACGCUCCCCCGCCCCCGCUCGCGCUCUCUUCCCAGCAUGCUCAGCACCCCGGCCAGCAACAGCAGCAGCAGCAUCACCACCACCAGGGGCAGCAGCAGCAGCAGCAGCACCAGGGGCACCAGGGCUCGUCCCAGGCCCCGCCGGGUCGCCAGGACUCGGGCCGCUCGCCGGUGGACAGCCUGAGCAGCUGCAGCAGCUCGCACGAGGGCAGCGACCGCGACGAGCACCGCGGCGACUUCCACUCGCCGCUCGGGCUCACGCGGGCCGGCACCAACGGGGGAGGCGGUGGAGGAGGCGGUGGCGGCGGCGGGCUGGACGAGCGCCACAGCCCCUCGCUCAAGCGCGUGCGUCUGUCCGAGGGCUGGGCCGCCUGAGUUGGCGGCAGUGGAGGACGAGGAAUAAGGCCACACCCCCCACCUACCCACCCUGACCACGACACCGCGUCAAGCUCCCACUGCUAACCACCACCACCAACAACAACAACAACAACAUCAACAAAAACAUCAAUGACCACCCGACCCCCGAACCCUGAUCGCCAAACAAGACCGAGCAGCCACUCCCACACCGUCUCGCUCCGCAAGCUGAACUGGGCCGAGCGCACAUUCAAACACAAGACACGCGUCGACACAGCCGCGCUUGCGCACACACACAGCCACACACACACUCACACACACACACACACACUCACCCACAAAUAUGAGCACACUGUCUCUCGCUCUCAGAGACGUGAUAGACGCAAAACCUGGAUGGACAUAACAAACUAACAGAGACACUCUUGCUGUGCUCUCUUGACUCUCUCUCUCCCUCUCUCUUGCUCUCUCCCUCUCUCACCCUCUCACCCUCUCUUUCUCUCUAUCAUACACAGAGUCACAAUCAGCCCUGUUUUUCUCCCUCACUGCUCUUUCCCAGUCUUUCUGUGAAGGCAGGUAUAGGGAGGACCUUGUGUUUUUUGACUCUCAACUGUAUGGUUUUGGUAUAACUAAUUGUUGUAACUAUGGUAAUGAGUUCCUUUCCCUGUUUUCUGAGUAUUUCAUAGAUCCAGAAGAGAGAUGUUUCAGAGGGGGUGUGGUGGACAAGGGUGGACAUUAGAGGCCUAGGCAGCAGCCAAACUUUUUACCAGGGGAAGGGGGUGUCUAUGCACUAUGAGUGCUGACUAGGGGGGGAGAGGGUAGUAUCCCUAAAACAUUAAGACAAAAACUAAAAGUAUAUGCAUAUCUACACAUGCAUCCAUGUACACAUAAUCCAUAGUAUCAAACAUAAAUGAAAUUAAAGUCAGGUACUCUGUUUUUUAUUUGUAAAAAUGAAGGAAAAAAUACUUUUUUUAAGUACUAAAAUCUUCUCAGUCACAGUAAGUGGAAGUCCAGGAAGUCUUUCAGAGAGGGCAAACAGCUGAAUUUACAGAUAGCCUAGCACUUCAGUUCCUUACUCUCUGUGUACAGAUACAGUGUUUUUGUUUCAUGUUUUGUUGUUUUUUGUUUUUCAAACCCUCUUUCUCUGCAGUGCUCCCUCUGCUAAAUGUAUGUUAUGACAGACGAUGUCUUGUUGCAGGUUCAACGUGUUUAUGUACAUAAGGGGCGAAGAGAAGGGGGAAAGGGGGUGUUGAAGGUUACACACAAUUAAAUACGUUCACAAUGAAGCUUAUAUGCAACUUGUGAUGGACCCUCCAGGUAUAUUUAUAUAUGUAUACAUGCAGGCUUCUUAGGGUUUUGUAAGAGUUACAGCCUCUGAUUGGCUAAUGCAAGUUUGGAAGGCCAUUUCUUGGAAGUGGCCAGGAUUGAAAUAGCAUUGAGCUGGAAGAGGACAAUAUCUUUGUUAAAAGAGCCAUGUUAAUCCAAGGAAAUAACACAAAACCUAAGUCUUGCGUUCAAUGUUCAGUAUUAAAAAAAUAUAUGACAAAAAAAAAAAAAAAAAAACAAUUGUAUAAUACACUUGCUUAUAUUUUCAUAUAAAAAGGAAUAUAAUGCAAAGCAUUUUUGUGGCUUUUUGUAGUUUCUAUAAGCCAGAAUGUGUUUUGAUAGCUUUGCUAAUAUGGGGAAAUAAACAAAAAAAUACAUGACGGGCUAUUUAACCUGAAGCCAUGGAAGGGGAGAUGGAGAACCAUUUAGCUUUGCUGAACUUUUUCCUCUUUGUAGAGAUUUUCCUUUUGUUUGUUUUUAAAACGUGUAUUUCUAAUUAUAUUAAAUAAUAAUAUUAAGAAUCUUUUUGGGAAAAAAAAUCUGUGAAAUUAACAUGCUUGUGUAUAGCUUUCUAAUAUAUAAAUAUAUAAUAAUUAUGAUCAUAGCAUUUGUUUGUUUCCCCCCUUGUAGUGGAGUUAAGUGUGUGUGCAGUCACACAUGUAGUUCAUUUUUGAGUUCCCCUUUUCCUUCUUCCCUUCUUCCUUUCUUUAUUCUAUUCUGUUUUUUUUUGUUUGUUUGUUUGUUUGUUUUUUUAGCGAGCUCCAGACAACGUCAUUCAGGAUCAUAGCAGUUCCCCUCCUCCAGGUCCACGGGCUGCGGUGCUUUUCUGUUUGCAUUCUCAGAAGUGAGCAUGUCUCAGGCAAGACGACGGGAAGCAUAAGUGUGAAGACAGACAAACAGAGAGGAGAAGCUCUCCCUGUGUCCUAUGUCCAUGGUUAGCCAACACUGGAGGGACUGUGUUAUAGGGUCUUACAGGUUCAGUCUCUCUUCUCCAUUCUUGUUUGUUUUGCGUAGAUGUUUUGCAAUCAAAUAGACAAGGAGGUAACUGCCCUGUCCUCUAUCUCUAACAUGCCUAAUGGACAGCCACACAGUGUCUGUGGAUAAGCAUCAUAGUUUUGUUGCCAAAGCAACAGGUCAUCUUUCCUGUUGCUAUUUGCAGAUAGAUAUCAUGACCAAUAUAUGGGCACUGGUUAGGGAGAAGCACAAACUUUUUUUUUUCAAACUAUGUUACAAAUGGAGUCACAGUCAAUACAAUUCUCCUGAAUACACGCAAAGAAGAUGGUGAUCGAAUCACCAUUUUCUAGUUUUUAUUUUUUUUAUUUUUUUUGAAGAAACCAAAGCUAAUGACGUGUCUGCUUGAUGUCACAAUUUCACUCUCACACGUGUCAUUCUGUUGCCACGUUUGAAACAAUAAAAAGCAAAAACACCCAGUCAAAGACUUGCUGCAUGUUAGUUAGUAACUAUAGUCAAUGUGAUCAGUCCAGAAGGAAAGGCCAGUGAAACAGCUCACAGUGCCAUGUUGAAUGAGUGAAAACGCACGCCCGAUCGUUCUGACCGCAUAGCCUCCUUCUGGUCACCUGGGGUUUUCUGUGGAUGCUUUGAUAUUUGCUAAUAGUUUCUUUGUUGUUACUGGUAAAAAAAAAUGUGCUUCAAACAGAUUUAGUAAUGGCGUCUGUCAGUAUCUUUUUUUCCUACCAAAGAGAUGGAGCGAUGUUCAUUUUUGGUGUCAUGUUUUUUGAGAUUUGAGACAGUUGUAUUGCUUCAUAUGUUGAUAACUUGACUUGCUUUCCUCUGUAAUAUACUGUAUGCCGGUACCUCAAAUGGACCCACCCAGUACCUCAAAGAAACUUUUUGAUGAGUCAUUUUGGUGAGAGAAGGGGUAAACUGACCCAGCAGGUGUACAGUAUUGUGAAAUAAUCUGCCAUUGUUUGUUCAAUCUCUUAUUAUUUCCCCGUAUGGUUUGUUGUUCAGUACUCUUCAGUACUUUUUAUUUUUUCUUGGAAAAAAAAUGUUUCCAUUUAAAAGUUCAAAUAACUCCUAAAAAUAUGUUUAACAAUCUGUAGUUACAAAUGUAGCUUGUAUAAACCUAUGGAGGGUGACGUUUGAAGGAAACAUUUGUUUUUAUGUUUUAUUUUUUUCGUCUUUCUUUGAAAUAUGAGAGAGGCUUACAGCGGCAUAAGCUGGACUUUGUCGCCACUUGAAGACAAGAUGUCAUUAAAUUAAUACCACAUCUCUGUAUCUCAAGGGACUUGACUCCGCUGUAUGUAAUGAAAAAAUUAAUGUGUGGAAAAGAAUAAAAAAAAACAAGUUUGUCCCACCGGGAAAAGGUAUUUGUAUUUUGCAGAGAAUUCAGUAAAGUUACUGGCUUUCUUAGUUA